CGCCGAGGUCGGUUUGGAGCAGGCGGGGGUGCGGGGAUGCGGGUCCCGAGGGAGCAGGGUAGACUGGCUUGUGGGACGGGGGCGAGGUGUGAGCCGUGGGUAAGGAGACACUGGGCCCAGGGGAGGGGCUCCUCCAGAGCCGGAAGGGGCGGGAUAGGCACGCCGGCCAGGCGGGGACCAGAGCCUGCAGGCCGGGCCCAAGCCACCGCCCUCGAGUGGAGCUCCUGGGCGUAGCCCGACGCGCUCCAGGCGCCGCACAGCUCCCCUCUUGGCCUCCCAGGCCUCAGUCUUCCUUCGGGGCUGCUGCUGCCGCUCAGGGAGCAGAGACUUGCUCUGGCAGGAUACGGCCCCGCCCAUGGGCAGCGCUGCCCUGUGUCCCCGAUCCCAGCGAGCGGGAAGAGAAGCCUAGAAAAUGAACUGCUCUUCAGAAAACAACGCGCACUUUGAGGGUGGUAACGCCAGACCCUUUUUUUAUGUGCAUGCUGUGGGCCAGCAGCCUUACCCGAGUCCCUGGUACCAGAAUCCCACCUAUAAUCCAUUCUCUGUUCCUGGGGCAGGUUUCAGAAAUGGAAGUCUGUAUUUUCCAUAUUCAGUGGUACUCAGUGAGUCUCCUGGCUUCCUCAUCCCUCAGUCCCCGUUGCCCACUGCGCUUAACCGAAGACCUGUGUUCUGUAACACAGCACAGUUCCGUCAGUGUAGUGGCUAUGGAAAGAAAACGAAGACGAAAGAGACUCAGACUGAACCUCAUCAGGCUGAAAACAGGACUCAGAAACAAGACACCCACUCAGAAGGUGGUAUGGUGACCAGUAUCCCGACUUCUAAUAUUGACACAGAAACUGACAACAUUCCUGAACCAACAGAUGGGUUUUUUUCAUCUGUAGCCCAGAAGCAGCAGCUACAUGGUGAGAGCCCUUCUCCUGACACUGUGUAUAGAACAUCACCUCAAGUAAACUAUGCAUCUGGGAAAGGGGAAAUGAGGCUAGAACAGAGCAGAGGAUCCCCUGUAACACAGUUCUGGGAGACUUUGAAGGAAACUGUCCGUUUGUAUGACCUAGCUUAUGGUAAAGCCAUGCCAGACAUCAUGGUGCAGCAUGGUGGGAUGUCACAGAGUUCUCAUGAGAGUACAAGUGUGCUUCGUAACCGUCACGAGGGUGCAGAUGGCAUUACGAGUAACGAUGAAGAAAGCACUAUCUGGUCGGAGCCGUGUCAUGAUGUAAGAUGUGAUGAGGUGGUAAAGUUGGGCUCCAUCAUGGACAUGAACUUGGGUAAAGAAAAAGGCUAUGCAGCUGUUCCCCAAUUCCUGUCCUCUCCAGAUGAAGCGAAAGACAAAGAUAAAGUCCAGGAUACCCUGAUCUCCAAUCUGUGCCAGUCUUCUGGAGAUGGCAAUAAGCUCCAGCAGGAAAGGCCAGUCUGUUCCAGCAAUAAAGCCGUUGAGGACCUGAGCCUAGAGUCCAAAUCCCGGAGUCCCAUUAGCUUUGGGGAAAGCAUGCCAGACAAUGGUAGUGGGGGCCGUGGCUUCCCUGUGAAAGUGGACGAAGGUGAAGUGGUAGAGAGCAACAGCUACGCCGAGAAUUAUGUCCUUCCCCCUACCUCCCUGGCCCAGUUCAGCCAGGUCACUGAAGGCAUUCAAUGUGAUAUGAGCCAUUGGCAGGAUGCAGAGCACGGGAAAUCCCCUGAGUCCUCACCAGAAAGCAGAAAGCCAACAGAAGAAGAGGCAGUCAGGUGUGGGGAACUGGAUGAGGUGGUAGAGAGGGACAGCUAUUCAAAGUAUGUUCCUCGCCCUGCCUGGUUGGCCCAGAUGAACAGCAGGGGGGUGGAUGAAGGGAUUCAGUGUGAUAGGAGCUGGUGGCAGCAUACAGAGCUGGAGAAAUCCCCUGAGCAAAUGCCUUGCAAAGAUGAAGAAUCAUCACCAGACUGCAAAACUAAGGGAUCAUGGAAGACCAUCACGAAUGGGAAGUUGGAAACAGAUGAAGAAGAAAUGACCGUGAAUGAUGAGAUUGAGGAGGAUCAUGAGAACUUCAAAAAGUGUGCAAAGAUUAAAAAAACUGUGAAAGGCAGGAAGCAGAAAUCCCUGAGCAACUUCUCAAGUGGGAACACAGUCUACUUAUUGAAGAAAAAUGCUGCCUUGAACACUGUACUUCCCAAGGAUUCAGAAGACUGUGAGUUGGAAGAGGAAGCUGAAGAUGAAAUGUAUGAGACAGAAUGCCUCUUUGAAGAAGUUAGUCCACUGGGCCCUGUGACAUCUUCCAAAGGAAGGAUUUAUCGUGAGGCUGGCAGGAUCAUCAGGCUGCCACCUGAGUGCUCUCUGCCUCCCCAACUUAUUGUGUGGCCCACCAGAAAUAAGUACAGGUUAAAGCUUGAAGAAUACGAGAGCAUCCCCAUGGUAUGCGCAGUGACAGGACAGAAUGGCAGGUUCCGAGGGGAGGGACUGGAGUCCAAGAGAGCCUCUCACAAGGCCUGGGAAUGAAACAAAUUGCUGUGUUCCAGCUACAUAGAAGAGCUAAAAAUAGUACAUCGUCAUGGUGGCUUAGAACACAGGAUCAUCCCUUGAUUUGAACUAAGAAAGCGAUUAUACCAACAAAAAGAAAAUGUGACAUUGUAAAGCCUUUGGAAUUAAAAGAACUAAAACAGCAAAUAAAUUGAAUUGCAUAAGUGUGUGAUUCUCAAGCAUUUUCUUCCCCUCUCAAAAUGGCCACAUCAC
Molecule: messenger RNA, 2701 nt
Organism: Mirounga angustirostris (Northern elephant seal)
Lineage: Eukaryota; Metazoa; Chordata; Mammalia; Carnivora; Phocidae
Exons: 4
Coding region: 413-2467 (684 amino acids)
Source: RefSeq, a predicted model, not a curated record